Messenger RNA from Vespa velutina, 2844 nucleotides. RefSeq names its product venom carboxylesterase-6-like. Lineage: Eukaryota; Metazoa; Arthropoda; Insecta; Hymenoptera; Vespidae. The coding region runs from base 201 to 1940 and encodes 579 amino acids. The record is from RefSeq and is a predicted model, not a curated record. The transcript is spliced from 9 exons.
CGAUUUUCUUCAGCUUUUUUUUACUAGUGUUACAUUGCACAUCACAAUGUUAAACGUACUAUGUCUCGUCUAUCAAUAAAGAAUUCUUGUGUGUUCAUUAUUCAUUUCUAUUAAAACACCUGCAAAACAUUGAAAGAUUUUCUUCGUAAAGCUGGUUUAAAUAAUUGUUCGCCAUAAAGGACAAUAGCAGUAUAAAAUUAAUGUGCCAAAAGAUCUAUAAAGGCAAUAAAAUGAUUUCAUCAAAGCUGUCGAUUAUUUUGAUAUUUUUGGGAUUAACGAGUAUGGUUCAUACGGAAAGAAUUGCACCCAAAGUUAAAACACCUUUAGGAGGCAUUCAAGGGUAUUAUAAAAUAUCUGCAGAUGGUAGAUCCUAUGAAGCUUAUGAAGGAAUUCCUUAUGCUAUACCUCCUGUUGGAAAGUUAAGAUUUAAGCCUCCACAAAAGAUCCCAGCAUGGCCUGGUGAACUUUUAGCAACUAAAUUUGGCUCUCCGUGUUUACAAUAUAUUCAGAUAAUUACUGAAUCUGAAGAUAGAAUUCAAGGCUCAGAAGAUUGUCUUUAUUUAAAUGUUUAUGUCCCUACACGUGAAAAUAAAAAUUCUCAAUUACCACUAUUACCAGUAAUUUUCUGGAUUCAUGGUGGGGCCUUCCAAUUUGGUAGCGGAAUGUAUAUAGGUCCUAAAUUUUUAAUGGAUCGAGAUGUUAUAUUUGUCACAAUAAAUUAUCGUUUAGGCCUGUUAGGUUUUCUAAGCACAGAAGAUGAUGUUUUACCAGGUAAUAUGGGACUCAAGGAUCAAAAUAUGGCAUUGAAAUGGGUUUUUGAAAACAUUGAAUGGUUUGGAGGUGAUUCUAAUAAAAUAACACUAACUGGUCUAAGUGCGGGUGGUGCCAGUGUACAUUAUCAUUAUUUAUCCCGUUUAAGCUCUGGUCUUUUUCAAGGAGGUAUAUCUAUUAGUGGUACGGCAUUUGAUUGUUGGACACAAACUGAAAAUUCCUUAGAAAAAGCCAAGAAAUUAGGUGCUAUAGUGGGUUGUCCUACCAAUAAUACUCGAGAUAUGGUGCAUUGUUUAAGAUAUCGACCAGGUAAAACUCUGGUCCAUGCAACCAGAGAAUUCCAACCAUGGCUUUACAAUCCUUUUACACCGUUUGGACCUGUUGUUGAGAAACAUGGAGAUGCUCCUUUUAUUGAUCAAUCACCAAUAGAUAUUAUUCAAAGCGGUAAUGUUCAAGAUAUUCCAUGGAUUACAAGUAUUACCAGUGAAGAAGGACUUUAUCCUGUAGCUGAAUUUAUUGCUGAUGAUAGACAUCUUAAGGAACUUGAUGAGAAUUGGAAUAGUAUUGCACCUUAUUUCCUUGAUUUUAAUUAUACCAUAUCAAAAGAGAAACAUGUUGAAACAGCUACACUUAUUAGAAACCAUUACUUUGGUUCUAAACAUAUUAAUAAAACGACUAUUAAAUCUUUAAUACAAAUGGCUGGAGAUCGAUUUUUCGUAUUCGAUAGCAUAAAAGCUGCAAGGAUCCAGGCAAAAGUAAAUAAACAACCUGUUUGGUACUAUUAUUUCACAUACAGAGGUGCACAUAGUUUAAGCGAAAUUAUGAGUGGAAGCAAAGAAAACUUUGGAGUUAGUCAUGCUGAUGAUGCAUUCCUUGUUUUGGACACUCCUUACUUUAAUCCAGUGACGACAAGAGAUGAUAUUGAUAUGCAACAAGAACUAAUUGAUCUUUGGGUUUCUUUUGCCAUAAAUAAUAUUCCUCAAAUUGGUAUUACUGAAUGGACUGCAGUGGAUCCAUCACAAAAAGAACUUCAUUUUCUUCACAUUGCAGGACCAGGAAAAUAUUAUAUGAGUAAUGAUACUAAUUUAAAAAAUCAGGACUUCUGGAAUAAUAUCAAUUUUAAUGAAAAUAUGUCAAAACGUAAAAAACACUUAAAAGAAGAUCUUUAAAUCAUUUUCUAAUUUUUUUUUAUAUUUAUAUAAUAUAGAGCUGAACAUAUCUUCUGUCAGAAGAAAAGUACUUAGUCUAUAUUUGUUUAUUUCCAUUUAUGCAAUAGCUCAGAAAGCUCAAAUAUACUUACUUUGUCUAGUAUCUCCAAAAGUAUAGUUUUAAUAGUCAUAACGUAAAUAUUAGAAAUAUUAUGGGAGUAAACAUUUUUUAGGAAGAACUAAAAAAAUAAAUAAUUAAUACUGUAUGUUAAUUUAUUUAUUUUAAACUAAUUUAAAUUAAUUAUCUCUGAUGUGAAGCAUGCUAUUAUAUUUUUAAAAAAAGGAGUAAGAAUGAAGAUAAAUAUAUAUUUUUAUAUCUAUCUUAUGGAAUUGUUAUAAAAAUGAUAUAUAUCAAGUGAAAGAUAUUGCUUUUAUAGAGGCUGUGUAAAGAUAUUAAAAAAAAAUAAUUAAAAUUAAAUAGUUCUUUCAACAAGGGUACUGUUAGAUUUUAUAAAUGACUUGAAUAAUUUUUAUCCCCUUUAUUAAUUGUACCCAAAAAUAAAUAUUUAACGACAGUAUUUUAUUAUUUAUUUAAUUAUUUACUUGAAUAUUCCAUGUUUUCUUACAUAUUUAACAAUUCAAAUAAAUUGACAUGAAAUUUAUACAUAAAAAGGUAUACUGAAAUAUAUGUCAUAUUUAUUGAAAAAUCUAAGUAACAUUACUAAAUAUCUUCAAAUCAAAAGUUUUGUUAAAAAAGAUCUAUUGAUGUGCAAUAUACAUAAUUAUUUUGUGUAUACUAUUUUGUGAUAUAUCAUCUUAAAGACUUUCAAAAACCUAAUAUUUAUUUUGGUUUUGUAACUCAUUAUAAUAUGUAUAUAUACCAGAAAUAAAUAUUAAUACGUAACUCAAUAUGAAGUGCAAAAUA